Molecule: messenger RNA, 855 nt
Organism: Photinus pyralis (common eastern firefly)
Lineage: Eukaryota; Metazoa; Arthropoda; Insecta; Coleoptera; Lampyridae
Gene: Brms1
Product: breast cancer metastasis-suppressor 1-like protein
Exons: 1
Coding region: 93-800 (235 amino acids)
Biological process (GO): negative regulation of transcription by RNA polymerase II
Cellular component (GO): Sin3-type complex
Molecular function (GO): histone deacetylase binding
Source: RefSeq, a predicted model, not a curated record
CACAACCAAACUAACAUAACCUUAACAUUUUGUUGUAAACAUUUGCAAGUAUAAAUUAUUUUCUUUGAUUAAGACCUAAAUAAAGCUAAGAAAUGUCUCCAAUGAAACUUCAACCUACCACUACAGUCACCGCAGAUGAUAGUGAGGGCGACUUAUCUGCAGCCGAAUCGGAGCAUACAAAUUCAAGUCGAGAAAAUGAUCCCGCCCAUGACACCAGUGAAGGAGAUGAAGCAGAUUCGGACGAUAGUUCCGAAAUGGACGAAGACGAAUGCGAGACACGUAGAAAUGAAUGCAUGCAAAAUCUAUCGGACUUGGAACACCAAUUUACAUUUCUGCGUGAACAGUUAUAUCGUGAACGAAUAGCUCAGGUCGAACACCAGCUGGCUGAAGUAAAAGGCGGUCGUUCCCAAGAAUAUCUUGGCCCGUUACAAGAACUUCAAGAGAAUAUGAGGAUACGAACAGAGGUCGCCGGUGUUUUAAGACAAUUACGCCUUGCGAACAUACGAAAUAAGUUUGAUGCAGAGGAACAGGCCGCUAAACAAAACUUUGAGAGCGAGAAAAGUUUGGCAUGGGAUUACUUUUAUGAAGAUUUAAUGAAUACGAUUAGGCACUUGGAAGAAGACAGACACAAUAGUGAAUUGACAUGGGGCGAAGGAGGCGAAUGGGGAUCACGAUCGCGGUCUCGUUCGCGUCGCAAAGCUGUUACUGUUACCGGGCCAUACAUUGUUUACUUGCUUAAACCUCAAGACAUUAUGGAAGAUUGGACAAUUAUUAGAAAAGCGUUAAAAAGAUCUCCGUAGAUUAUAUUAGUUUGUAAGUUGUAAAUGUGCGAAAUAAAACAAAUUAUUAACAGUA